Messenger RNA from Synchiropus splendidus (mandarinfish), 1281 nucleotides. RefSeq names its product UBA-like domain containing 2 (gene ubald2). Gene Ontology annotation, molecular function: protein binding. The coding region runs from base 114 to 626 and encodes 170 amino acids. The transcript has 3 exons. Lineage: Eukaryota; Metazoa; Chordata; Actinopteri; Syngnathiformes; Callionymidae. The record is from RefSeq and is a predicted model, not a curated record.
CUUUGUUGUUGCUGCAGACGGACGGACGGACGGCGGGUGUGGAGCUCCGCAGACUGUCAACAACUCUUUUGUUUUUGUCUUUUUUUUCUCUCGGGUUCCUGCCGACGGCUGAUAUGUCGGUGAAUAUGGACGAGCUCCGGCACCAGGUCAUGAUCAACCAGUUUGUCUUGACGGCCGGAUGUGCCGCGGACCAGGCGAAGCAGCUCCUCCAGGCGGCCCACUGGCAGUUCGAGACGGCGCUGAGUUCCUUCUUUCAGGAGACAAACAUACCAAGUCACCACCAGAUGCAGAUGUGCACUCCCAGGAACACUCCGGCUACACCGCCCAACUUUCCAGACGCCAUUACAAUGUUUUCAAAGCUGCGAGCGUCGGAAUGUGCCUCUGCCGGCCCCGCCCCCUCAAAUGUGGCAUGCUCACCCCCGGCACCAUCUUCCACAUCUGGUUUCGGGUCAUUCUGGGCGUCAUCGCCCCCCAGCCACCAGCCGGCCUGGCUACCACCAUCCUCACCCACUGCACACUGUACCCAUCACUUUCACAUGCAGAGCGCCCCCAUGUGGCCCCCUGCUGCCCCACCCAGCAGCUCCCAGCAGCCCACCGUUGUCUCUGCGUUCCAUGGACAGAGAUGAGACCCUACUGGGCUCAAGGCAGGGCGGGGAGGGCGCAGGAAAGACAAUAACUUUGUGAAACCAGCGAGACCACAAUGCACUGACCCAGUGACCUGAGUUGUGGUACAGGAAGUGACCAGCUGAUGAUUCUUUGCCACAGGACAGCAACGUCUCUCAGAGAAAAGUCAGGACUGGCUGCUGGAUAUUUACGUUUUUUUAAGGAGAAAUGUUCAAAUCUGGUUUAUAAAAGAUUUAUUUAGUUUCUAGUUUGGACAAAUAAAGUUGCAACCUUUUGUUGUUACUGUGUGUGUCCAGAGAAAUGUGGUUUGGUGUCCGUUUCAGCAGCUCAGCUCUGACCUCAAGAGGGCGCCAGAGUCGACUCCUCUUGUGUCUGAGUGGAGGGGCGUCACCAGGUGAGAUAAGGGUAUGACGUUAAACAAGGGCAGGGCAAGCGCGACCUCUAACGGGAGGACCAGAACUCUGCUCAAGGUGAAGGAAGGGAUGGAGAUCGGCUGAGUAGUGGUCUACAUCUGGAAUGCCAUGGGGUCAAGCAGGUCAGCAGCAGGUGUCUCCAGGAUGGAGCUCUGGGAUGGGCAGCCUAGAACCGAGCGGGCCCGACCAGAACCACAGGAGCCUGUAAGACUCAGAUGAGAGUCUGCGGGUACAUCUGUGGGUG